UGGCACAACAAUUGCGGAAAGAGCGCUCGGUCAUUUUUAACUUGCAGAAGAGUCGACUACAUGCCCUUCAAAGCCUCUGUUCAGGAAAUUUAUACCAGUAAAUUUCACAGUAAAUGUACUGAUAAAAAAUACGACCUUUUGAAAUGGUUGUAUAGCAGUUGUAGGAGCAGCUCCACAGUAUCUUAGCCUAGCUUGAACCGGAGAGCUGCUGAACUGGACGAGUUAGGAGUAGGUUUGGAUAUUAAGUUUAGCUAAGUUGGGUUUUUACGACUAAAGGUUUGCUUCAGCAUCCUAACAUGGAGUCAUUUGGAACCGUUGGCACAGUUCUUGGAUGCUCUGCGGGCAUUGCGGUGUGUGGGCUUGUGUUUGCAGCCUACAAACUUGGCAUACUCUACCAGUUGUUUCACAAGACUGAAACACAAAGUCCACGGCAUGGUGGCGAAAGUGUGGCAGAGGUCCUCCGUGCCCAUGGGGUCAAGUAUGUUUUCACUCUUGUUGGUGGACACAUCUCGCCCAUCCUGGUGGCCUGCGAGAAGGUCGGCAUCCGCAUUGUGGACACCAGACACGAGGCCACUGCUGUCUUUGCUGCUGAUGCUGUGGCAAGACUCUCAGGCACUGUUGGUGUAGCAGCGGUAACUGCCGGCCCAGGCCUCACUAACACAGUUACAGCAGUGAAGAACGCUCAGAUGGCUGAAUCUCCAUUGCUCCUCAUAGGGGGAGCUGCUGGUACACUACUGCAGGGCAGAGGAGCGCUGCAAGAUAUCGACCAGAUGUCUCUGUUCAAGCCGCUGUGUAAGUUCUGUGCCUCCAUCAGGACUAUCAGAGAGAUUGUGCCUACGGUCAGGAGGGCCCUGGCCAUCGCCCAGUCUGGAACUCCUGGUCCUGUUUUCAUAGAGUUCCCCAUCGACACACUCUACCCCUACCACCUGGUGUCCAAAGAGUUUGGGGUUAAGAACCCUCCCAAAGGCCUGAUGGGAAAAAUCGUCUCAUGGUACCUCAGUAACCACCUCAUGAACCUGUUUGCUGGAGCCUGGGAAACCAGAGAUGUGUCUCCACUUCCCGUUGACAUUCCACAAGCCACAGACGAUCAGGUACAAAGGUGCAUAGAGCUGGUGAGUCGAGCCAAGAAACCUGUUAUUCUGCUGGGUAGCCAAGCAACACUACCCCCAACACCGGUCGAUGACAUUAGGAAGGCAUUGGAGGACCUGGGCAUUCCCUGCUUCCUUGGGGGCAUGUCUCGUGGCAUGCUGGGUAAAGACAGUCCCAUCCACAUCAGACAGAACAGGAGAGAUGCUCUGAAGGAAGCUGACCUGGUGCUCUUAGCAGGCACUGUGUGUGACUUCCGCCUGAGCUACGGCAGAGUUCUCAACCGACGAAGCAAGAUCAUCGCUGUCAACAGAGAUAAGACACAGCUGCUGAAAAACUCAGAUAUGUUCUGGAAACCAACUAUAGCAAUUCAGGGUGAUGCUGGUUCAUUCUUAGUGCAGCUUUCUAAAGGCCUGAAGGGCCAUCGCUGUCCAGAGGAAUGGCCUCAGAGCCUCAAAGCAGGAGAUGUGACCAAAGAAAAUGUAAACAGGGCUAAAGCUGAUGAGAAGACAGAACAUCACCUAAAUCCACUAAAUGUCCUCCACCGUGUGGAUGAGCUGAUGGCAGAGGACAGCAUCAUUGUCGCUGAUGGCGGUGAUUUUGUUGGAAGUGCUGCUUACAUAAUGAGACCAAGAGGACCUAUGCGCUGGCUGGAUCCAGGAGCCUUUGGGACCCUGGGAGUUGGAGGAGGAUUUGCCCUGGGGGCAAAACUGUGCCGACCUGAAUCUGAGGUGUGGAUAGUGUAUGGUGACGGCUCCUUAGGAUACAGUGUUGCAGAGUUCGACACGUUCACCAGACACAAGACACCAGUUAUAGCUGUGGUGGGAAAUGAUGCAUGUUGGAGUCAGAUCUCCAGAGAGCAGGUUCCCAUCCUUGGCAGCAACGUGGCGUGUGGCCUUGCAUUUACAGAUUAUCACAUAGUGGCAGAUGGUUACGGUGGUAAGGGCUACCUUAUAGGGCGUGAGGACGAGGACAGGCUAAGCAACAUCAUCAGACAGGCUCAAAAGGAGACCCAGGAGGGCAAGGCUAUACUUCUCAAUGUUCUGAUAGGGAAGACCAACUUUAGAGAGGGCUCUAUCUCUGUUUAGAGCAGAGAUAUUUUUCUUUAACACUGGCUAUCUUCACAGAGUUUUACUAUUAGACUCUGAAAGGAUUUCAGCAAGUAGGACAAAAUUAUUUAACCUUGCCCUGACCAGACCUCUGCUAAUUCUGUGUGCCCUUAAAGCCAUAUUUCACUUUGAUAAGAGGAACUGUCCACAUUAUGCUGCUUUCCCAUAAGAGUUCAGUUAUGAUAUCACUUACUUCCCUCAUCGGAUUAGUCAUAAAUCAUAUUAGUAAAUCAUACAAGUACCAGUCAUGACUAUUAUUAUUAUUAUUAUUAUUAUUAUUAUUAUUAUUAUUAUUAUUCAUAGCCACUUUAUUUAUUUAUGUAUUUAUAUAUAUUUAUUAACUCUUAUGUUCCACUUAUGCUUAAAACAUAGCUGCAGAUCUGACAGCCUAGAAACUAAAGCUUUUGUUGUGCGUGCUACUUUCAGGGUUAUGUUGUGUUCUUUGAAAGCAUUUUGAGAAGGGGAAUUACGAAAAGUAAGAAAACCUUGCUUUGAUUAGGAAUUUUACCUCUUCGGGUGCUUUGGAGUUUUAUUUUUUACCUUUAACCAGCCUAUUAUAACUUAGAUAGAUGUUUCUUGCAAAUAAACAAGUGACAGAAAAUCA
Seriola dumerili (greater amberjack) is the source of this 2799-nucleotide messenger RNA. RefSeq names its product ilvB acetolactate synthase like (gene ilvbl). The record is from RefSeq and is a predicted model, not a curated record. The transcript has 14 exons. Gene Ontology annotation, molecular function: flavin adenine dinucleotide binding; acetolactate synthase activity; magnesium ion binding. Bases 297 to 2174 code for a protein of 625 amino acids. Gene Ontology annotation, cellular component: acetolactate synthase complex. NCBI's taxonomy places the organism in Eukaryota, Metazoa, Chordata, Actinopteri, Carangiformes, Carangidae. Gene Ontology annotation, biological process: L-valine biosynthetic process.